Molecule: messenger RNA, 9957 nt
Organism: Oncorhynchus gorbuscha (pink salmon)
Lineage: Eukaryota; Metazoa; Chordata; Actinopteri; Salmoniformes; Salmonidae
Product: collagen alpha-1(V) chain-like
Exons: 65
Coding region: 739-7293 (2184 amino acids)
Molecular function (GO): extracellular matrix structural constituent
Source: RefSeq, a predicted model, not a curated record
UAAUAUUUUAAAAAGCGAGCAUAUGCCUGGAAAGAGCGCAACACAGUGCCACGGAUACUAAGACAAGGAUGGAAAUUAGGAAAUAGAGUGAAUGUGCCCAUAAUAAGAAGACAGUGACAGGUUUACAUUCAGGAUUAUGCAUGGUUCCCUUAGGCAAUAAUAUUACCCCGCAUGCAAUAGAAACAUAGCCUAGUAAGGGGUGAAUAUUUAUUAUAAACGUUCCAUUUAUUGCAUGCUCUCUUCCUCUCGCAACUCUACAUUUUUUCUCACACGUCUGCCGCGCGCGUAAUUGCUCACAAUCUCUCCCUCCCUCCUUCGCUUGUGCCACUCAGUCAUUCACUCUCUCUCUCUCCGCACGCACACACGCGCUCUCUCACUUUUCGUGGGAGAAAGUAGGAAAGGGGAGAGAGAACGAGAGAGAAAGGAGAGGGAGUGAAUUCAGGUCUCUCUCUGCUCUCUCCGCUGUGGGCACUCAUAUCCACUCCGCUGACUCAAUGGGGCUUUAGCACUUGGAAUAUAAAAUCAAAUAUUUAUUGAUCGUACCCCUUUUACUAUUUAAAUGUUGUACAUAGCAUAGGUAGAUAUAGGUAGAUAUAGGUAACUUAUUAAAUAAGCGUUGUUGUUUUUUGCCUCACAGAAGGUCCAGUCGAAAUUCUCUUCCACUGACUUUCUGUGAGAGAGGAUAUCUAAUUUGAACAUAUCCGAUCAUAUAGUCCAGCGUCAAACAGCUACAAAACAAUGGAUAUUCGAGAUUGCCCUUUUCGGAAGAAGCGGAGACCAUGGAGCGUGGACCUUUCCUCUUUUGCCUUGGUAACUCUGAUGCUCGCGCUGUGCCAACUACCCGUGGCUCGAGCAGAUCCAGUGGAUGUGUUGCGGAUGCUGCAGCUGCCCUCUCUCCCCGAGGGGGUGCGGAAGGUUCCAGGCUUCUGCACCUCCCGGCGCGCCGGUACCGCUGACCACGCCUACCGCAUCUCAAAGAAGGCCCAGAUCUCUGCCCCUACCAAUCAGCUCUUCUCAGGUCGUUUCCCGGAGAACUUCUCCAUCAUGGCUCUGGUCAAGGCCCAUGCGGGCCUCCAGGCCUUCCUGCUGUCCAUCUACAGUGAGCAGGGUGUCCAGCAGCUGGGGGUGGAGCUGGGACGUUCCCCUGUCUUCCUGUACGAGGACCAGACCGGCAAGCCCGCGCCCGAGGACUACCCCCUCUUCAGUGGCGUCAACCUGGCCGACGGCAAGUGGCAUCGCAUCGCUAUCUCUGUGUCGAAGAAGAACGUCACUCUGCUCCUGGACUGUAAGAAGCGCAUGACCAGGGCCUUGCCCCGCAGCAAAAGCCCUGUGGUGGACACCAAGGGCAUCACCGUGUUCGGAGCACGCCUGCUGGAUGAGGAGGUCUUCCAGGGUGAUAUCCAACAGCUGCUGAUCGCAUCCAACCCUCAAGCUGCUUAUGACUUCUGUGAACACUACAGCCCCGACUGUGACUCCCCUCUACCCAAAACCCAGUCCCAGGACCCCAACACAUACAAGGAUGCCAAUGGCAAUGCUGACAAACGCAAACCUGUAGUAGUUAAGGCUGUAAAACCUGUAGUAGUUAAGGCGGCAAAACCUGUAGUAGUUAAGGCGGCAAAACCCGUAGUAGUUAAGGCUGUAAAACCUGUAGUAAAGGCUGCAAAACCUGUAGUAAAGGCUGCAAAACCUGUAGUAAAGGCGGCCAAACCUGUAGAAGUUAAGGCGACAAAACCUGUAGUAGUUAAGGCAGCAAAACCUGUAGUAGUUAAGGCUGCAAAACCUGUAGUAGUUAAGGCUGCAAAACCUGUAGUAGUUAAGGCGGCAAAACCUGCCCCAUCCAAACCUGCGAAAGCAGAGAUUGCCAAGCUUGAGGCCAAAGCUGCCGCACCUGCCACAGCCAAACUAGCUCAAACCGAACCUGCUGCCACCAAGCCCACCAAAGCCAAGCCUUCCCCGGCCAAACAAGCCAAAGCCAAACCAACUGCAAUUGAAGUCCUCCUGGCCAAGAUCAAACCCACUGCAGUCACACCAGUGGUCAAGCCCACACCUGCCACAAAAAAUGGCGGUGGGAAAAAUGUCAAUGGCAAGCCUGUAGUAGAGAAGAAACUAAAUGGUAAUUCCAGGGUCAAUGGCAAUGCCCAACCUGUAGUUGAGAAGAAAGUAAAAGGUGAGGCCAAAGUUAAUGGCAACGGUAAAACUGCUGAGGAUAAGAAAGUUAAUGGUGAUGGGAAAAGGGUCAGUUACAGAAACGCUAAUGUCAACGGUGUAGGGGCAGCCAAACCUGGAACCACUAAAGCCCCGACAGAAAGAAAAGUCACCAAAGUUCAAAUAGACAAAACUGUGGUCAGCAAAGUGAAACCAGCAAAACCAGAAACCGAAGUCAAAGUUAAAGUAGUAAAAACGGAGAUCACUAAAGCCAAACCAACAGAGUCGGUCGUCAUCAAAGUUCCUCCCUUCCCCAAACCUGCGCCAAAGAAUGAGCUGCCAGAGAAAACCAAGGUGGCGCUUGAUGUAAAUAACAUCAAAUCGAUGACCCAAAAAAUGCCUCCCUUUGGCAAGACUGCACUCAGUGGCACCGUCGUCCCUGUGCCGGGAAAACCAAAGAAGAAACCGGGCAACGGUUAUCAACAGGAUGUAGAAACGGCAAAUUCUGAGGCUGGCCACACCCCUACAGAGUCGGAUUAUUAUUAUGAGGAGGCGGUCCUACAGCCAGAGAGUGAGGUGAUUGGACAAGAAGCGACCACUGGCCAGGUGGAGGGAACGUUGGUGGCAGAGGAGGUAGAGUUGGCCAAGGCAGGGGGUGAGGUCGAGGCCUUUACUGAGGAGGAGUAUGUGACCGGAGACCUGGGCAUGAAGGAAUACGAUUAUUCCUACAAGGACUACAACGAGCCCCUGGCCGAGGGAGAGACCGGGGGCAACAUGGGCCCCGCCCUGUCCGCUGUGACAGACGAGGGAGGCGCCUCAGUGAGCGCCGUAAAAGGCGAGAAGGGAGAGCCUGCUGUCCUUGAGCCUGGCAUGUUGAUUGAGGGACCUCCGGGACCAGAGGGACAGGCAGGUCUCCCAGGACCUAAUGGCCCAUCUGGCCCUCCUGGCUCUGUCGGUGAUCCUGGCGAGAGGGGCCUCCCUGGAAAGGCUGGUAUCGCUGGUGCCGAUGGGGUGCCAGGCCCUCCUGGAACGUCCGUCAUGCUGCCCUUCCGUUUCGGAAGCAGUGGAGGUGACAAGGGUCCCAUGGUCUCAGCGCAGGAAGCCCAGGCUCAGGCCAUUCUGUCUCAGGCCAGGCUGGCUCUGAAGGGACCACCCGGACCAAUGGGCUACACUGGACGCACAGGACCCCUGGGUACCCCUGGAAGUGCUGGGCUGAAGGGUGAAGGUGGGGAUCCUGGACCUCAGGGCCCCAGAGGACCACAGGGUUUGAGCGGACCUCCCGGCAAAUCAGGACGAAGAGGUCGUGCUGGAGCUGAUGGAGCCAGGGGCAUGCCAGGAGAGGGUGGGCCUAAGGGUGACCGCGGUUUCGAUGGCCUGCCUGGAUUGCCUGGGGACAAAGGACACAGGGGUGAUACCGGAGGAUUGGGACCCCAAGGAGGUCCUGGAGAGGACGGAGAGAGGGGAGACGACGGAGACAUCGGACCCAGAGGACUUCCAGGUGAACCAGGACCUCGUGGUUUGCUCGGUCCUAAAGGUCCGAACGGAAUCUCCGGACCUCCUGGUGUGCGUGGAAACGACGGGCCCCACGGUCCUAAAGGAAACCUGGGUCCCCAAGGAGAGCCAGGCCCCCCAGGGCAGCAGGGUACCUCAGGAACACAGGGAAUGCCAGGACCACAGGGAGCCCAUGGGCCCCCAGGAGAAAAGGGCCCCACAGGGAAACCCGGUCUGCCAGGCAUGUCCGGAGCCGACGGCCCCCCUGGUCACCCAGGAAAGGAGGGACCUGUUGGCACCAAAGGAAACCAGGGCCCCAACGGUCCUCAGGGAACAUUAGGCUAUCCUGGCCCUCGUGGCAUUAAGGGAACUCAAGGUAUCCGUGGACUGAAGGGUCACAAAGGAGAGAAGGGAGAAGAUGGCUUCCCUGGAAUCAAAGGAGACUUUGGUGUCAAGGGGGAGAGAGGAGAGGGUGGAGUGCCCGGUCCCAGGGGAGAGGACGGUCCUGAGGGGCCAAAGGGCCGCGUUGGCCCCCCUGGCGAGCUUGGACCCAUCGGCCUGGUCGGAGAGAAGGGUAAACUUGGUGUCCCUGGACUUCCUGGCUAUCCUGGAAGACUUGGACCUAAGGGCUCCCUCGGUUUCCCAGGAUUCCCUGGGACCAACGGCGAGAAAGGAACACGGGGUCUGAUUGGAAAGCUGGGACCCAGAGGACAAAGAGGACCAACGGGCCCCAGAGGUCAGAGAGGACCGAGAGGAUCUACUGGCAAACCAGGAGCCAAAGGUACAUCAGGAAGUGACGGCCCAUCUGGUCCACCAGGAGAGAGGGGAUUGCCCGGACCUCAAGGAGCAAACGGUUUCCCGGGGCCAAAGGGACCUCCCGGACCACCAGGGAAGGAUGGACUGCCCGGACACCCUGGACAGAGAGGAGAAGUUGGAUUCCAAGGAAAGACUGGGCCACCCGGGCCUCCAGGUGUUGUUGGACCUCAAGGUCCCUCAGGAGAGACUGGCCCCCUGGGCGAGCGCGGUCACCCCGGGCCUCCAGGACCACCAGGCGAGCAAGGACUCUCCGGACCCUCUGGCAAGGAGGGAACUAAAGGAGACCCUGGUCCCCAAGGCGGCCCCGGCAAAGAUGGACCCUCAGGACUGAGAGGCUUCCCCGGAGAGAGAGGAAUGCCUGGCACCCCGGGAGGCGGCGGACUGAAAGGAAGCGAAGGCCCAGCAGGACCUCCCGGAACAGCUGGAUCCCCAGGCGAGAGAGGGCAGGGAGGCAGUGGAGGCCCCAUCGGACCCCCAGGAAGACCUGUGAUGUCAGACCGAGUCAUUGUACAGAGCUGUGAUGGGGCCUCAGAGCAGGACCAUCAGCUGUGGAGAGAAACCGAGUCAUUGUACAGAGCUGUGAUGUCAGACCGAGUCAUUGUUCUUCUCUAUUCUCUAUGUCUUAUAUGUUCUCUCCCCCACCACCUUCCCUCUCAGGGGGAGAAAGGUCCGAUCGGCCCGGCCGGUCGUGACGGUGUCCAGGGCCCAGUGGGUCUGCCAGGUGCUGCCGGAUCCAUCGGAGUUCCAGGAGAGGAUGGAGACAAGGGUGAGGUUGGAGAGCACGGCCAGAAGGGAGCGAAGGGCGGCAAAGGAGAGCAUGGUCCUCCCGGUCCACCAGGGCCAAUGGGUCCACUCGGUCAGCCCGGCACUGCUGGAGCUGAUGGAGAACUAGGAGCCAGAGGUCAGCAGGGGCCAUUUGGGGCCAAGGGAGAUGAAGGAUCGAGAGGAUUCCCAGGGGCCCCAGGUCCCAUUGGACUGCAGGGAUUGCCAGGCCCAUCAGGAGAGAAGGGAGAGACGGGAGAUGUCGGACCAAUGGGUCCACCUGGCCCCCCAGGACCCCGUGGCCCUGCUGGUUCAAGCGGCGCUGACGGUCCUCAAGGUCCUCCUGGUGGUGUGGGUAACCCUGGAAACCUGGGAGAUAAGGGAGAGCCUGGCGAAGCCGGACCACCUGGAAUCGGAGGAGAGCCAGGAAAGAAGGGCCCACGUGGAGAACACGGAGACAAGGGAGAGGCGGGACAACCUGGUACUUCUGGCCCUGCUGGUGGAAGAGGAGGCCCUGGAGACGACGGACCCAAGGGAAACCCUGGCCCUGUUGGUUUCCCAGGCGACCCCGGGCCCCCUGGUGAACUCGGCCCCAGAGGUCAGGACGGAGCAAAGGGAGAGAGAGGAGAGGACGGUGAACAAGGACAAGCUGGAUCUCCUGGACCCACUGGUGAGAACGGGCCUCCUGGAGGACCAGGAAAGAGGGGUCUUGCUGGAACGAGAGGACCAGAGGGACGACAGGGAGAGAAGGGAACUAAGGGAGAUCCAGGUGCCAACGGACCUCCAGGAAAGACAGGCCCCGUCGGACCUCAGGGUCAACCAGGAAAACCAGGAACUGAGGGUCUGAGAGGACUCCCUGGAUCAGUGGGCGAGCAGGGUUCUCCGGGCCUUUCCGGCCAGAAGGGACCUCCCGGACCGCUGGGACCGCCAGGUUUGCCAGGACUGCGCGGCGAGGGUGGUGACAAGGGAGAGAAGGGACACUCGGGUCUGAUUGGUCUGAUUGGGCCCACCGGAGAGCAGGGAGAGAAGGGAGACAGGGGACUGCCAGGGCCACAGGGGACACACGGAUCCAAGGGAGAGACUGGUGUUUCUGGAGGCACUGGGCCCAUCGGUCCUGGUGGCCCUGCUGGUAUGCCCGGUCCUGAAGGUGUGAAGGGAGCUAAGGGUGCUACAGGAGGAGCUGGUCCCAAGGGAGAGAAGGGUGUCUCAGGACCCCCCGGGCCUCCAGGUCCUCCAGGCGAAGUCAUCCAGCCGAUGCCCAUCCAAAUCUCCAAGAAGUCCAAGCGCUCCAUCGACGCCAGCCGGAUGCUGUCUGAGACAGACGCAGAGUCGGCUGCAGCCGACGCCACCGGCACAGAGUUCCUGACAGGCAGUGAGGGCAUGGAGGAGAUCUUCGGCUCACUGAACUCGCUGCGACAGGAGAUUGAGACCAUGCGCUUCCCUCUGGGCACCAAGGACAGCCCCGCACGCACCUGCCAGGACCUCAAACUCAGCCAGCCAGAGCUCAAGGACGGAGAGUACUGGAUCGACCCCAACCAGGGUUGCUCUCGCGACUCUCUCAAGGUGUUCUGCAACUUCACCGCUGGUGGGGAGACGUGUCUGUACCCCAGCAAGAGCGUGGACACGGUAAAGCUCAACUCUUGGACCACGGAGAAACCGGGCUCCUGGUACAGUGAGUUUGCAACUGGCAGCAAGCUUUCGUACGUGGACUCGAAUGGCGAGCCGAUCGGCGUGGUCCAGUUGGGCUUCCUGCGGUUGCUGAGUGUCCAGGCCCGCCAGAAUUUCACCUAUCACUGCCACCGCUCCGUGGCCUGGGCCGACCGCACUGCCAAUAACGGCCACAAGAGGGCGCUGCACUUCCAGGGCGCCAACGAUGAGGACCUCAGCUACGAGACCAGCCCAUAUAUCAAGGCCCUGGUCGACGGCUGCUCUUAUCGUAAGGGCUUCGACAGGACAGUGGUGGAGGUGAACACGCCCCAGGUGGAGCAGCUUCCUCUGCGGGACCUCAAGAUCACAGACUUUGGGGAGAGCAACCAGAAAUUUGGCUUUGAAGUGGGACCUGUCUGUUUCCUGGGCUAACACACCGUACAGAGAAAUGAGAAACACAUAUAGAAUAUACACUUACAAUGAUGCACACACACUCUGUCACACACACACUCAUGCACUUAACACAAACAUUGACACAUUUGCAUAGACAUGGCAAUAUACAGUACAUGCCCAGUAAUUUGUACAUUUAUUUCAGGAUAUCAAACACACACACACACACACACACACACACACAGUUGUGAAACGGACAUGCACUCACUCAAGUGUAUGCCCAGGGGAAAACAUCUCCCAAAUAGACAACAAGAAAAAAAAGUAGAACGCAAACAUUCUCGCGAAGAGGAGACCAAAGAUCGAUUGCAAGAAUGAGAGAUGGCGUUCAGACCGUCAACAGAAUUAAAAACAGUGUUCUUUUCCAACGAACAGCUGGGUCAAAGACCCGUCUUCUCCUUCCGUACACGCCAGAGCCACCUGUCGCGGACCCCCCCUUUCACUCCUCUCUCCUUCCCGCUGUCUCUCUACCGAGUUGUCUCAGCCACUCUACCUCUCUGCUUCGCCCUCACCACACACUUGUACCUCUCCUGCAUCCAAGCCCCACCCCAUCCUACAUCUCAUUUUCUGCCUCGCCACAUUAAAGGGAAACCAACGAAGGAACGGGAGUUCCACGAAGGCCUGACGGUUCAGAGACGACCAGGAAAGUCUACUGUACGUCCAUGUUGUCUAGCUAAGUGACUUUUCUCCAUCUCCACCAGUGAAAUUCUAUACCAAACAAACCAACUAUACCAGCCUAACAUCAGUUACACUAAAGCAGGUCAAAUAUAAUGCAGGCGGAUGAGUCUAAACUUUACGGUGCUUUGUGGAGAUGGAGUGGAAGCAGAUCUGUGACAUCUCUAGCUUUACCGCGGCUCUAACCUUAAGGUGUGACUAUGAACAGCCUUUUACUCAAUACUGUAGUAAUAUAGUCCUAACAGCAACGUACUGUCUCUGAGCUGCAUGGCUGUUUAUUUUGGGGCCAAUAAUGUUGCAUGCAAUGGGACGGAAGGGUGUCUAUGCCUUCUCCAAGGACCAAUGAAUCAAAAGCCAUGAACCUUGUAAAUUGUACUGAACUGUGACGUGUGGAACAUUUCUUUGUAAUCAAUGUUACAACUGUCAUAGACAGUCCAGAACUGUAGUUCCUAGACAAGCGAAUGGGCCAGAAUGCCAUCAAACCAGUCUAGUACUUACAGGUCUGGAAUUUCAUUGCUGUUUCAUGUAGAACACAGGGUUACAUUACAGGAUUUGUGACAUUCCGUCUCUUUUCAAGCAGGGAAGGUAUCAGGGUUAAAUAUGUAUAUGAGCUGAAUAGAUGACGACCCAACGUUCUCUCUUACAGCGGUGAAUAAAUGCUUGCUUUCAAAAAACUGUGGCACGGUGCUAAUUAUACCAAAGCGUUAAUAUAUUCAGCGUGAAUAAUUCAAGUUUGACUCCAUCACAGCCGCACGAUGUCGUCACCAGUUCUACUGGAAAUGUGCAAUCGAAUCCAUUUGUACAGACAUAGUGAUAUUCUAUUGUAUUUAUUGAAAACUAAACAGGGUGCUUCAAACAACGACAAAAACCAAAUAUGACAGUCGAAUGUGGUAUUUCAUUUUGUAUUUAUUUCCUGUAGUUCUCACUUGGCGGUCUUAAAACAAUUAAAUACAUAUUAAACUAUCACUAAACCGAGUUAUCUGUGCACACCCCCCUUUGGUCUAUGAAUGUCAACAGUUCUGGUGGGGGGGGGGGGGGCACGUGGCCAUAUCUCAUUGUAACCAUUUAGCAUUCAUCGACUGUACUGUGCUGUUAUGAUUGCUUCUACUGUAAUGAUUAAAUGGUGACUCUCCAUUGCGGGUUGCCACUGCUUGGCUGAGCUGUGCUGCAGGAGUAUGGCGAGGGCGACAGACACCAGGAUUCUGCGGUUGUGAGAAUACAGCGGGCAGGGGACAGCUAGCGGGAGGGAUGGAAGAUUCUAGCAACCACGUGGGCAAAUAUUACAAAGAUUUUGUUUCGAAGUGAUGUACUGUGGCUAUGGGGUUGUAUAUCAUUAUGGGUAUUUUGGUUUGUGUGUUUUGGUUCGUUUUUCUUUUGACAUUGCAGAGAAGGGGGGGGGGGGGUUGACAAACUAAAACCUGAGGUGAUUCGCGAGAUAAAAUUACAUUGAUUGUUUUUUGUUGUUGUUAAAGACAAACAAAUAUUUCAACAAAAUAUGGUGCUGAAAAGACAAAAAGUAUUAUUUUAUAAUGUAAGUAAUUUUUACAUGUUUUGUUUCUGUAAUAUAUCAUCUUUUUAAAAAUAGCUUCUUGACUCCCUUGUGUUUUUUUCCUCGUCCCUCCGUUUCAUCCUCUCUCAACUGGCUGGUGUUACAUGUUACCCAGAGCUACACAAUAACUAGUCAUGAUUUUAUUUCUCUUCAUUCAGUCAGCUGAAUAUAACCACAUCAUUCACAAUCUCCAGUGAACUGACCACCAGAAUCAGUCAGAUCCCAACCUUAUUUCCACUAUAUCACCUCAUCAGCCCCCCCCUCUCUUUUCCCCUCUACUGUCCAGUGCUCAGUGUUGUUUUCCUUCUCUGUUUACUGUUAGUUUUUGUUUUGCUUUAGUUUCACUGUUUCGUUGUUCUUGGCUUGUUGUUUUCUGUUCAACGUCUCCAAUUAAACCACAUGCCAACGCAUUUUCUCUGUGUUCA